This is a messenger RNA of Acipenser ruthenus (sterlet), 1560 nucleotides long. Its product is annotated as GSK-3-binding protein-like. The transcript has a single exon. The record is from RefSeq and is a predicted model, not a curated record. Gene Ontology annotation, cellular component: cytoplasm. The coding region runs from base 116 to 604 and encodes 162 amino acids. NCBI's taxonomy places the organism in Eukaryota, Metazoa, Chordata, Actinopteri, Acipenseriformes, Acipenseridae.
AACCAAACCAAAGGGGGUAGCUUUUCCGUUGAGCGCCGGUGAGGGCAAGAGGAGGUUUGGACGUUUCAUUCAUUUAAAAACAAAUUCACGCUUAAAACAUUAAAAUCCAGAUACUAUGCCUUGUCGAAAGGAGAAUUACAUUCUUUUAGAGCAGUCUGUCACCGUGGACUCGAAAGAGGUGGACGCUCUAGUAACCAAAAUCGGCGAAGCAUUGCAGCUUCACAACAACAAUAAUACGAGUACUACCACUGCUGCUAAUCAGAAAACAGUGUCAUGUCUUCAUAGUAACAACAACCACUCCAAGCAGAGUAAUGCAGCGCUUCAAAAACGACCCGGCUGCUGUAUUCGACUCGGGAAUCGGGCUAAUCGAAACCGGGGGAGCCCGUAUUCAAUACCACAGGACACCAAUCAAGAGUGGGGGAGUUUGAGGACCUGGAAUCGAAAGAAAAUCGACGUUUCUCAGGAGGACGACCCCCACCAGCUUCUUCAGGAAUUGAUUUUGUCUGGAAACCUGAUCAAGGAGGCAGUGAAACGCCUUCAGCUCUCUGCGGCAGAACGUGCAGACCAUUCCACAUGUACCACCGGCGAUAAUCUGCAAUGGUAAUGAUGUGACAGCUAUAUACACCUUUUAAUUAAACCACCACCAACAACAACACCACCAACAAAACAUCGAAAGGACUGUCGCGUAAAAUUAAGAUUCCACCGGAACAUUUUUUUAAAACAAAAUACUACUUACUACCUGUGGUUUUUACAUUUUAUAACAUGCAAUUAAUAAAUUCAACCUUUUUAGAAACUGUUUUUAAUUAUUUUAUUUUUAUUUUUUUGUAAUCUUAUGUGUUCUUUUUUUUAAUGAAAUGUGUUUUUUUUUUUUUUUAAAGGACAUUUUAUGUACUGAUAUUUGUUACAAUCCUCUUGUAUUGUCGCGAAGGACUGAAACCUAUUUGUGGAGUGCAUUUCCUAUCAAUGGCGUGGCAGCUUCAUGUACAUUAUCUAUUGUAUCACACAAGCCUGCAUGUUUACGUGUACCCGAUGCCCUGCGGGACAUUCGGCUUUCUGUUAAACAUCAGUAACAUGUAUUCUGUUUAUGAAGUUUGAAAAUCGUUUCAGGUGAAAACAGCACUUGCUUGUUUACAUAGAUAAACAUAUGACCUUUUUGCUAGAUGAAGUUAAAUGGUAACCCAAGGUCGUUAUUAAUAAUAAUGCACGCCCCCUAGUUGGAUACGAAGACGAAGUUGUUUUGCAACCACUCAUUAAUGUGCAGCUCGGGAGAAUUGGCACUUCGGAAUGUCAACUGCUGGAGAGUCGGUUUCCCAAGAAUUACUACCAACUGUUCAGAAGUCAGUUGUUGUAGGACUGUCGUUUGUUGUGCUGUAACCGUGUUGAUUUAAUACAACCAAGACGGACCCACUUUUUUUUUUUUAAUAUCUCAUGAAUCCCGACGCGGAGUAAAUAAUUGUGUUUAUAUUAUGUACACUUCGUAACGAAGUAUUUCCACCUGUUUCCUGAUUGUCCAGGAUUUUCUGUCUUUUAAAUAAAAGUACAUUUUUGUUUGUGGUUUUA